Camellia sinensis is the source of this 1437-nucleotide messenger RNA. It is a transcript of the gene ROP9, whose product is annotated as RHO-related protein from plants 9. The record is from RefSeq and is a predicted model, not a curated record. Gene Ontology annotation, molecular function: GTP binding; GTPase activity. Lineage: Eukaryota; Viridiplantae; Streptophyta; Magnoliopsida; Ericales; Theaceae. Gene Ontology annotation, biological process: small GTPase-mediated signal transduction.
UGUGAAUCUCCUUUGAUUCUUUCUCUCUCUAGUUUUCAUUUUCUAUUGUUUUUCUUGAAAAUACAAGGAGAGAGAGCGGCUAUAUAUCUCUAUCAGCUCUUUCUUCUUGUCUCUUCAGACAUUUCCAGAUACUUUCUCUCUCUAGUUUUGUGCUUCUUCUUCCUCUUCUUCUCCCUCUUCUUCUACCUAUCCAUCUUUUCAACUUUUUCUUGAAACCCUUUUCACUUUCACUCAAAAAAUUUGUGAACUUUAACAUAAUCAGUACUGUAGCUGAAGAGCUUACUGUUGAAGCUCAAGUUGGAGAGAAAGAGAGAAGAUGAGUGCUUCAAAGUUCAUCAAAUGUGUGACAGUUGGAGAUGGAGCUGUUGGGAAGACCUGCAUGCUCAUUUGUUACACUAGCAACAAGUUCCCCACUGAUUACAUACCCACAGUAUUUGAUAAUUUCAGUGCUAAUGUGGCUGUGGAUGGGAGCAUUGUCAACUUGGGAUUAUGGGACACUGCAGGUCAGGAAGACUAUAGCAGGUUGAGGCCACUAAGUUAUAGAGGUGCCGAUAUAUUUGUGUUAGCUUUCUCUUUAAUCAGCAGGGCAAGCUAUGAAAAUGUUCUCAAGAAGUGGAUGCCAGAACUUCGUCGAUUUGCACCCAAUGUUCCAAUUGUUCUCGUUGGAACAAAGUUAGAUCUCCGUGAAGACAGAGGGUAUUUAGCUGAUCAUAUGGGAUCUAACAUCAUAGCAACUGCUCAAGGGGAGGAGCUGAGGAAACAAAUCGGUGCAGCGGCAUAUAUAGAGUGCAGCUCUAAGACUCAACAGAACGUCAAAGCUGUUUUUGAUACUGCAAUCAAGGUUGUUCUUCAACCUCCAAGGAGGAAGGAAGUGGCAAGGAAGAAAAGGCAGAGAAGCACUGGCUGCUCAAUUGUGGGUAUGGUGUGUGGAGGUUGUGUUUUGGAUGCCUGAAAAAGCCGAUUCACCUAUCCAAAUCUGUCUACGUGUGUAUCUUACGCCCUUCAACAUUGUUUGAUGGUCUUAUGGAAUUGGUUAUUGUGUAAGUCUAAGAACUACCUGCAAAGGAGAGAAGAAGGAAUUGCUCAUUCUCUCCAUGCACCAUGAAUCAUGUUCAUGUUUUGAUUUGUGCUUGUUAAAGUAAGAACCUGCUUAGUACCUGUUAAUAUCAUAAAACCCUUGCUAUUGGAUUUCUUUUUGUUACGAAACCUAUUUUGCUCUUAUCAGCUCUUAUCUGUAUAUGUAAUAGUUAGAAACGUUCAAGUCUUAGAAUAUGCUCAGUCUUGGCAUUUGGGAGAUGGUGAAAAGCAAAAAAAUUGAGGAAAGUGGUGUUGCCUUCAAAAUGAAAAUGAGAAAUGCUGUGUGUUGAGGGGUUUGGUGGUUGUGUUGAGGGGUUUGAACUAUCAAAAUUAAAUUAUCAAAUGUUGCCCUUUGUUUUU